CCGACUCAGCCCAACUCGCCCCUCCAUAACUCAGUCUCUUCCUAAUCUCCUUCAAACUUGAAAGUGUGUGUCAUACAAACCAAGAGACCAUCCUGCUUGAUAUAUAGAAUUGUUCAAGUAAGUGACUUUGAUUUUUGAUUUGAUUUGAUUUGAAAAAUAACUCUCUGGCCUCCAUUUUCUUUUUGCUUGUCUAUGCUGCUAGAAUAUAUGCGCCCGACUUCGAGGGUAUUACUGGGUCGUUUUCGUGUUUGAAUUUCCUUUCCUGAUUCUAGAUUGAAAAGUAUAACUAAGAAGAGAGAGAGAGAGAGAGAGAGAGAUGGGUCAAGUGUUUUAGGUGGGAAAUAUGAGAGGGGAUGGAUUUUCAAUGGUAUUAAUGCCAAUUUCCAAGCUUGAUGGUUGCUAUGCCUUUUCCACGAAGAAUCCUCUAAUGGGUAGCAAUUAGAAUUUAGAGGAGUUUAUUUUUCAAAACCGAGAUGUUGGGUGAGGAAGAAGAGUGUGGGCUUGCCGCCGGAAAUACUACCCGGAAAAGUUAUCUCCGGUCCAUGUCAUGGAGUGACCGUUCACCUUCCAAACCUAAUCCUUAUCCAAAGCCUCAGCUCAAUAGUAAAGCAAGGUCUUGCUUGCCUCCACUUCAGCCUCUUUCAAUAGCCAAGAGUAAUGUUAAGGAGUGGCCAAAGCCGGGUUCUGAUGAUCUUGGUGUUUGGCCUCAGCCCCAAACCCCUAGAGGGUCGGUUAAACCCUUUCCGGGUUCGAAUCCCCAACUGCCUGGGAGAGAGUUCGAGUUUAAGAAAGAUAAGCUUGCUUUUUUUGAUAAAGAGUGCUCCAGAAUUGCAGAGCAUAUAUACUUGGGGAGUGAUGCUGUGGCUAAGAACCGUGAGGUUUUGAGGAAGAAUGGGAUCACCCAUGUGCUCAACUGUGUUGGGUUUGUGUCUCCUGAGUAUUUCAAGAAUGAUCUUGUGUACAAGACGCUCUGGUUGAAAGAUAGCCCCUCGGAGGACAUUACGAGCAUUCUGUAUGAUGUGUUUGAUUAUUUUGAAGAUGUGAGGAAGCAAAGUGGGAGAGUUCUUGUGCAUUGUUGUCAGGGAGUGUCGCGGUCAACGGCUCUGGUGAUUGCAUACCUUAUGUGGAGGGAGGGCCAGAGCUUUGAAGAUGCAUUUCAGUAUGUCAAGGCAGCAAGAGGGGUGACAAACCCGAAUAUGGGUUUUGCUUGUCAACUUCUGCAGUGCCAGAAGCGGGUGCAUGCUGUGCCUGCAAGCCCCAGUUCUGUGUUAAGGAUGUACAGGAUGGCCCCGCAUUCACCGUAUGAUCCUCUUCAUCUGGUGCCAAAGAUGUUAAACCAUCCAGGUCCACAAGGACUUGACUCUCGUGGUGCGUUUGUUGUGCAUGUUCCAUCUGCUAUAUAUGUCUGGAUUGGAAAGGAUUGCAACACAAUGAUGUCAGACAACGCAAGAGCUGCUGCCCUUCAGGUCAUCCAGUAUGAGAGGGCAAAGGGUCCAAUUGUGGGCAUCAAUGAAGGCAAGGAGCCACCAGAAUUUUGGGACGCUCUUUCCAGUGGUCUUUCAGCAGAGGAUUGCGGCAAGGGAGAUGUCCAAAUGGAAGAAACUUUUUCUUCUGGAGGCGAUAAGGUUGCUGCACUGGCUUGUAUUCCGGUGGGUGAAAGAAAGGUUGGUGAAUAUGAUUUGGAUUUCGAAAUUGUCAGUAAGGCACUUGCAGGUGGGGUUGUUCCACCAUUUUCAGUAUCAAACACUGAGUCGGAAACUUGCCUUCCGGCCAGAGAAAAUGGAUGGGGCAGAUUGCGGCAAAAGUUUGCUAGUGGAAUUAUGAAGGAUUUGGUCACAUCUUCUGAGCUGAACUGUAAAACUACCCCAUCCAGUGAUGGAUUGGAUAUGGUUGUGGAAGUUAACAAAGAAGCAGAAGACCCUGUUUCCUUGAUUGAGCCUUUAUCACCAUUGUCAGCGCCAAGCCACUUUUGUGGUUCACCAGAUUCCUUUGAGUGUUAUCCAAUUAGUAGCCCAAGUAGGAUAAGAGAUACAUGUCGGGAAGUAGGACACUCUGUUGCUCUUACCAAUCCAUUAUCGUUUCCGACAACUGACUGUGGGUCACCCGAUUCUUGUUCUGGGUUUCCUGAUAACAAUCUUAAGUUUAGCUCAAAAUCCCCAACACUCUCCCCUUCAACCUCUGAAUACUCUAAUUCAUCAUUUACCUUUUCACCCUCAUCUUCUAAUUGGUCGGACUUGUCAUACUUGUCUUCUCAACAGCCUUCACCUUCAGGCUUGGAUUCUGCAGAUCCAUUAUGUAUUAAGCAUAGUUCCAUAGCCGAUAGCUCACAGUUACCUUUUAAAGAAUCUCUUUCUUCACCUAGAGAGGCAUUUUCAGCUAAUCGUACUUUGGAAGUAACAAAUACAUGUUCGACAUGUAAAGGGAUUUCCCCUUCUAUUGCAGAGCGUAGAGGCAGUAAACCUCCACCUCUAAUGUUGCUACCCUCAGUUGAAGAAUCACCUAAAGUUUCGAGGAAUUUGGUACGCUCAUGGUCGUUUUCCUUACCUGACUUGGAUGAUGAUCUGAUGGACACUGAUUGCAACCAAGCCGAAAAUGUGAGCAACAGAGAAGAGCUAAUGUUGGAUGUUGACAUUGGUAACCCUGAAAAUGAAUUACAAUCUGAAGCGACCAGGGAAGCUGCAGAGGUGAUUAACCCUGUUUUGUACCAGUGGCCUUCUUUGAACAAAGUGGUGAUGCAUCAGUCUGCCAAACUUCAUUCUAGAUCAGCAUAUCUUUUGCUAGCUCCAGAUGCGACUGUGGGUGCAAAUAAACCUGGUGUCUUAUUUGUCUGGUUGGGACGUGAUAUUUUGCAUGAGAAAGGACAGAAUGCAACAUUUGAGGAUAGCCAUCUUCACUGGGAGACCAUAGGACGCUGUUUCCUUGAGCAUAUGGGUUUGCCUAUGAGUGCCCCUGUAAAGAUAGUAAGAGAAGGUGAGGAGCCAGAGCAGUUCCUGAUCCAUCUCAGCUGUAAAUCAAUACAGAACACAUAAAAAGACAGACAUGAAUAAGACAGAAUUAGAAGGUCAGAGCUUUACAUAGGAUUUGGGUUCAUGGUCUUUCAAGCAUACUGGAAUGGUGGGAUGGAUCAGUUGCAGAUUGAAAAGUCGGGUUGGCAUCCCGGGCAGUUCAAGUGUUUCAUAUAUGCUUGUGUGAUGUAUGGAGGGGUACAGAAAAUAUGUACAGAGGACAAGUAUGCUUUAUGUAGAUAGGUUUUUAUUAGUAAAAUUUUGUUUUCCGGGCAGACAAAUUAUCAGUUGAAAUAAGUGUAUCAAGUAUAUAUACUUACCCGUCCAACAUCGAAGGUGUUGCCUUUUAGGGUGAAAUGAAAAGCUUAUUUGAUUUUAUGCA
Messenger RNA from Rosa chinensis, 3387 nucleotides. Its product is annotated as protein-tyrosine-phosphatase MKP1. Gene Ontology annotation, biological process: protein dephosphorylation. The record is from RefSeq and is a predicted model, not a curated record. Lineage: Eukaryota; Viridiplantae; Streptophyta; Magnoliopsida; Rosales; Rosaceae. Bases 474 to 3029 code for a protein of 851 amino acids. Gene Ontology annotation, molecular function: protein tyrosine/serine/threonine phosphatase activity; actin filament binding. The transcript is spliced from 2 exons.